Molecule: messenger RNA, 676 nt
Organism: Dicrocoelium dendriticum
Lineage: Eukaryota; Metazoa; Platyhelminthes; Trematoda; Plagiorchiida; Dicrocoeliidae
Source: the annotation of a GenBank genome assembly
AUGGAUUUCGUUAAAGCCCACAUAAAAGAGCCCUGGCGACUGCAUUCAACUCUGAAAAAGUAUUAUCAUAAUCGAAAAGCCUUGACCAAGCUUGUAUGCGAACUAAGCGCAAUUGUGUCGCGUUCCACAGAGUUUGAUGCUACCGGCCUUGCCUGUCAGAUUUCCGAAGACAGACUGCAUUUAAUCACUGCUGCACUUGAAUGCAUUAACGCAAUUCUUCUAACUCACUUCGCUCCUGAAUUGUUGUGCCAUUCGAAAAGCCGACUAGCCUUAAAGCACGUUCAUCACAUCAUUCAACGGUUACGACCUCCUGCUCACUUACAAAAUGAUUCAAGUUUUUAUACAAGUCUCCAAGUGCCUCUUCGGUGCGUCUCCAUCAAUUUCACACCUAUGCUUUUCUCCGUUCUACCAACUGCCCAGGAGCUACUCUUUGGACAUCGAAUUCUCGCCUGCUUCUGAAUCGUUCAACUUUGGUCUGUGGGUCGGCAAAGCAAAUAUCAACGGAACGAAAACGCAUUCCAAGCGAAGCAGUUCUCCGCUCAUCUCACUCACUUCCAUUCUCCCUUUCGCGUCCCUUAACAGAUGGGCGUCUACAUGAUGUUUCUCACGAAACUCAUGCAUAAAAACCUUUAAAAACAACUUUUGACAUUUUUUGAAGACGUUUGAUUGGAUGGAG